Ipomoea nil (Japanese morning glory) is the source of this 1876-nucleotide messenger RNA. RefSeq names its product serine/threonine-protein phosphatase 7. Bases 133 to 1539 code for a protein of 468 amino acids. Gene Ontology annotation, cellular component: cytosol; nucleus. NCBI's taxonomy places the organism in Eukaryota, Viridiplantae, Streptophyta, Magnoliopsida, Solanales, Convolvulaceae. The transcript has 5 exons. The record is from RefSeq and is a predicted model, not a curated record. Gene Ontology annotation, molecular function: protein serine/threonine phosphatase activity.
CAACUUCUUCUUCUUCUACCUUACAGACCCAAUAAUUUCUCUUUAAAAUAACCCCCAAAAAAUAAAAUAAAAUAUAAAAAAUUUAAAAGGAAAACGGAAAAAAAAAAUCGCCAUUUUCGUCCAUUACUGACCAUGCUCUCAGACUCAGCAGCAGCGUCAGCACUUCCAUCCUCAGCUCCUGAGGCGGCGCCGCCGCCGCCUCCACAACCGCCGUCUUCGGACGAGGACUUCUUUUCCUCAGCCUCCGUACCCUCCACCUCUUCUUCAUCCGAAGAGGAGAAGCAGAAUAAUUUGACUCCCUCGCGCUCUCCCUCGGCGCCGCAGAUCCCCAUUUCAUGGCCGGAAGACGGAAUCUUAACCCUAGAUUGGGUCACGGACCUUAUGCUGACCUUCGACUGGGCUUCCAGGAAUCUGCCCCCCGCGGAUCUCCCCACCGUUCUCCCCGUCGAGGUCUUCGAUCGCCUUGUCCUCACGGCCUCGAAGAUCCUGCAUAAGGAGCCCAAUUGUGUCGGGAUCGAUGAUGGGUCGGGUCUGGGCCCGGGUUCCCGUGUCGUGGUGGUCGGGGAUGUUCAUGGGCAGCUGCACGACGUGCUUUUUCUGUUGAGGGACGCUGGGUUUCCAGGUGAGGAUCGGUUCUUUGUGUUCAAUGGGGACUAUGUCGAUAGGGGAGCAUGGGGUCUUGAGACCUUUCUUCUCUUGUUGGCUUGGAAGGUUUUCAUGCCUCAGAGAGUGUACCUACUUCGUGGAAAUCAUGAAUCCAAGUACUGCACUUCUGUUUAUGGCUUUGAAAAAGAAGUUCUUGCCAAGUAUGGGGAUAGAGGAAAACAUGUCUACAGAAAGUGUUUGGGUUGUUUUGAAGGACUGCCUCUUGCAUCCAUCAUUGCUGGUCGUGUUUAUACUGCACAUGGGGGUGUUUUUCGCAGCAUUGCUGUUACUCCAUCUAAAAGAGCUAAGGGGAAGAAGAGCCGCAGAAUAAAUCUCAACCCUGAUAUCACUACUUUAUCCCUUGGCUCCUUUGAGGAGCUGGCUAAAGCUAGGAGAUCCGUCCUUGACCCCCCAUGGGAAGGUUCUAAUUUGAUUCCCGGUGAUGUCUUGUGGUCUGACCCAUCCAUGACCAAUGGUCUUUCCCCAAAUAAGGAAAGGGGCAUAGGUCUUUUAUGGGGUCCAGAUAUGACAGACGAAUUCUUAAGGAAGUGCAACCUAAAGUUGAUCAUCAGGUCACAUGAAGGUCCAGAUGCAAGGGAAAAGCGGCCUGGUCUCGGAGGAAUGGAUGCAGGGUACACUAUAGAUCAUGUCGUGGAAUCUGGGAAAUUGAUCACAUUGUUUAGUGCGCCAGACUAUCCGCAGUUUCAGGCUACGGAAGAUAGGUACCGAAAUAAAGGAGCAUACAUCGUAUUGGAACCUCCUGAUUUCGACACUCCCAUUUUCCAUAGCUUUGAUGCAGUUACUCCCAGACCAAAGGCAAAUCCAUUCUAUGAUUUUGAAGAUGUCAUUGAUUCUGAUGAAGAGUUGGAUUUGGCAUCUAUGGUCACAUCAUGAUGAUGGUGUCUCGAGGCCAUUGUAUAAAAACAGAAGAUUUGAAGGCAUAACAACAAUAGUUCCAGCUGGUUGAGGAUGAUAGGAACUUGGUUAACUUCAAUCCAAUGGCGAUUUAGGCUCGAAAUGGAGUUUUGUAUCAUGACAUCCAUCGAAAAUAUGUAUUUUUUGGUUUUAUUUUUGUGAUGCUUCAGUUUACAUUUUCCUCCUCUGAUCUAGCUGACCUAUCAGAAUAUGGAAGGGUCUUUAAUGGUUUGCUUGUGUAUUGUACCAACAUAUGUUGUAUACUGAGUAAUCAUUAAACUUGUUGUCUCAGAAAACAAUUCUGUUACAGAGAUUA